AGACCCCCUGGCCCAGAAAUGCCGGUCAGCGCAGGGCUGGCCCGAGGCCCUGCCCGCUGGGCUGUACGAAUCCCCGCCCCCCACGGGUGGGGUUCGGUCCGGAGCGCCGAGGUCCUCGCGGCAGGUAGCACCCCCCACCCGGGAGAUCAAAGCGUUUCUCUCCUGGCGUCCUGCAAGUUUUCGCCCCGGUGGCUUCACUCCAGACCCCUGAGGCCUCUUACCCCUCGGCCGCCUGGGCCGGGCCGGACUACAUUUCCCAGAGGCCCCUGCGGAGGAGCCGGAGGCGAAACAAGGCACCACUUCCAGAAGCUUUUGCGGCAGACGAGGAGGACUACACUUCCCAGAGGACUGUGCGGCGCCGAGACCGGAAGCGGCGGGCGAGUGCAGUGUCCUUGCGCGCGGAACGGAGCGACCAUGGUGUCGCGAGUGUGGUCGGUGAUGAGGUUCCUCCUCAAAGGCAGUGUGGCUGGUGGUGCCACCUACCUGGUGUAUGACCAGGAUCUGCUGGGGUCCAGUGACAAGAGUGAGGCCGCCCUGCGGAAGGCCGAGGAGGUGGUGCCCCCUGCCGUGCACCAGUUCAGCCAGUACGUGUCCCAGCAGACAGGUCUGCAGAUACCACAGCUCCCAGCCCCUCCAAAGAUCAACUUUCCCAUCCGCGAGUCCUGGAAUUCAGGCAUCAUCAAGGUGAUGUCCGCCCUGUCUGCGGUUCCCUCCAAGGCCCAGGAGUACUCCAGGGAGGGCUGGCAGUACGUGAAGGAGCGCACCAAGUAGGAGUUGCAGAGGCUGUCCCCCUGCGGACCUGGGCAGGGUGCCGCGGGCUCCCGACUCCAGACUGGGACCCCACGCCAAGGGCAGCUCCCAGCCUUGCUGGCCCAAUAAAGGACUUCAGAACUGUUCUGCCA
Marmota flaviventris (yellow-bellied marmot) is the source of this 902-nucleotide messenger RNA. RefSeq names its product mitochondrial contact site and cristae organizing system subunit 13 (gene Micos13). Lineage: Eukaryota; Metazoa; Chordata; Mammalia; Rodentia; Sciuridae. The record is from RefSeq and is a predicted model, not a curated record. Gene Ontology annotation, cellular component: mitochondrial crista junction; MICOS complex. Gene Ontology annotation, biological process: cristae formation.